AUGUUCACCGCAUAUAGUACCGGUCCUGAAGAUGGCUUGCACGGAACUGGUACCGACAAUGUUCGGCGGCGCAGUACAAAUUUCAGACGUCUGAGUCUCACCAGAAGGCGAACUCCCGCUGGCGACCACAAAGAAGACACUGAUUCCACAACAAAUGUCGCAGCAAACCCUUCGUCGCUCUCUAUUUCCCGCCGGCCAUCAUCCCUGUUGAGCGCCUCCAGAAGGAAGCUGCCCUGGCUUGAUGGGAGAAUAUCUUCUGAUAGAGAGGGCCACCAGAGGCAUCGACAUGUCCCAGGCGAAUUCGAGUCGGAUGACGAGACCUCUUGGUCCCCCAUAGACAACAAGGCUCAACCCUCACUGACACGCCCUGAGUCACCUCUACCAAACCCAUCGCUCGAUCUUCAUGUGCCGAACAGGUCUUCAAGCCUGGUGUACACACCGUCAAUAUACAGCACGGAUGCGGUUAGCCGAAAGAGCCUUGACCCUCCUGUCCAGAGCCUGAGGCCACACAGAUCAUACGGAGCUCUGCUCUCCCCGCCUACAGAGCCGACGAAUACAGCACCCGAGACUAGGAACAAAACCCCGUCGCAUCAUGCAAGAAGACCAGAUUCUCUUGUUGGAGGAUCGGCGACAAGCACGCCCAAAUUGCAGCCUCCACUAAUCUUGAAGCAAGUUUCUCCCGUCCCAAUCAUGCCUGAUGAACCGCGAGUGUCAAGCGUAGAGUCAGCCCAACCACUACAGCCGACACCUGCCGAGACUGGCCUUCAAAAAACAAUCAGCGGUACGGAGAACCUCGUACAAAAAGUCAUCGAUGCGGCAAAGGAUGCAGUAGAUCAUCAUAUGUCUAACGGUGUUUCUAAAGUAUUGGAAGGUGCCGCGAGAUCUCUGGAGAAAUCCCCCACGCCGGCGUCAAAAAUGGAGCCUCUGCAAGUGUCUGACUCAUUAGACACCUCUCCCGACGAGACACCUACCGAUCUCGAAACAUCCUUCAGCCCCAAGACCAGUCACUCUCCUCACGCGGCAGCGCUUCCCACACAGUCGUCGGCCGAGGACGCGUAUCCUUUCUACCAACGCAAGUCUGCCGACUCAAUUGUUACUGACUGGGCAUACGUCAAGGCAAAGACGCCGGCCCGCGUCCAAAGCCCUUCCCCGUCUUCAAGCUCGACCUCAACGAGCACAUCGCCCGAUGUCCAACGACAACAGAGUACGCAUUGGAGAGCAUGGCAUAACAACACAAAACGUCCAGUGUACCACGAUGAUCAUCGCUACGUUGACCGCCAUGUGCGCUCGAUCGGGUCACCACCUACCAAGAAAGAAGUCCAUGAUCAUAUCAAGCGCCACGGAAAUCCACCGACACCCUUGAGAGACAGCUCCUUGAGACAUCGAAAUGUUGACAUACCCGCGCACCAACAUUUCCAACGUUUUCGACCCUCUGAUAGCACGCGUCAGGUUCGAGAUCGACGGAAAGAGCGGCGGAGCGGCGAGCCCAGACGCCGCAAGCCUCCACAGCCAUGGGAUGACCUGAAUCCAGAGUCUUCCAAAGGAUUCGAGAUGGGUCAGCCGGCUCGCACCCAUGUGAGCUACCGCGGGGCUGAAGGACUGGAUGUUUUCCAGCGUCAGCGGCGCGAGCCCAUUGCGAGAAACUGGGGUACUUCCAAGAAACGCAUCACGGCUACUGUCGCAUGCAUCAAUACUGCACUGGUGGGGUUUCUGAUUGGGGUCUAUGCUGGUGAGGUACCUCGAAUCCAAUAUGCCAUUGCAGAUCAGGGACACUGGGCCAUUUUGGGAAAUGUGUUCCUUUACCUGGGGCUCGCCAUCUCAACGUUCUUCAGCUGGCCCUUGCCGCUGCUCCACGGCCGCAAACCUUACGUUUUGGGAUCUCUCGCCAUUCUGCUGCCGCUCCAAUUCCCACAGGCACUAGUGGUUGGCACUCCACGCGAUCCAGAGACGCACCUCUACCGAGUGGGACUCCUCCUUCCCCGGGCGAUAUCAGGCCUCGUUCUUGGUUUUGCCCAUGUCAACUUCGUGGCUACACUCCUGGACCUUUUUGGCGCCUCUCUUCAAUCUGCCAACCCUCAUGAAGAGCUGGUCUUUCCAAACGACGCCCGCCGCCACGGCGGAGGGAUGGGACUAUGGCUGGGCAUCUGGGCUUGGUCCUUUCUGGCCAGCAUUGCCGUCGGCUUCAUGGUCGGUGCGGUACUGAUCAACAGCGUAGAUCCAUCUUGGGGCUUCUACAUUGUUGUCAUCCUGAUCGCAUCUGUACUCAUCUUGAACGUGCUCACACCAGAGACGCGCAAGGCGCGCUUCCGGCGUUCGGCCAUCGAACUGAUCGACCCCAACUCCGAGUAUGUGUACCAGCGCAUCGUCCGAGGCGAGGUCAAGCUGCACAUAUCCCCCGACGGACCAGACUGGUGGGGCCAAGAGGUCGCCGCCGGCAUCUGGCUGAGCAUGCAAAUGUUCUUCCAGCUGGGAUUCGGCGUCCUAGCCACGUACAUCGCCUGGAUCUACGCCCAAUUCGUCCUCAUCAUCGUACUCCUCGGCGCCCUCCUCUCCCGCGACUACCGCUGGCACCCGCAACACGUCGGCGCAGGCGUGACAUCCCUCGCCGUCGGCGCGCUCCUCGCCAUCCCCCUCACCAAAGCCGGCCUCCUCUCCCGCGACCGCACCCACGGCCCGCGCACCGACAGCAUGACCUUCCAGCCGCAAAUGACAUGGACGUCGCACAUGACGCGCCGCAUAAUCUUCACGACGUUCCUCCCCCUCGCGGGGCUCGCCUACACGCUCGCCUCCUGCGGCCCAACACGCGGCGCUCCCGCCGCCCUCCCCAUCCUCUUCGCCGCCCUCGCCGGCUUCCUCUCCGCCCUCGCCUGGGCUGAGACGCACGGCCUCGCCAUGGAGGCCUUCGACACGUGCGACCUCCAGCCCGGCGCCAACUCGCGCCACCGCCUCCAGAGCAUGGCCGACGUCGACCGCCGCCGCCGCACCGCCUACUCGGCCUUCCCGCGCGUCACCGCCGCCUUCGCCGCCGCGCACGCCCUCGCUUUCCUGCUGGCCGCCGCCGCGACGGGCGUGGGCGGCGCGCUGACGAGGCGCUUCGGCGCGCAGACGAGCACGGGCGUCGUGGCGGCCGUGUUGGGCGCGCUGACGCUCGCGCUGACGGGCGUGUUGUGGCGCUGGGCGCGGGUGGUGGUUAUUCCGGACGGGGUGUUUGGGGAUCAUGCGAGGGUGCACGUGGGGGGCGGGAAGGGGGAGGGGGAGGAGGGGGAGGUAGGUGGUGGUGGUGGAGAGGAGAGCGCGUGGCGGGCGGCUGUGCAGAGGCAGAGCGGCGGUGCUGCUGGUGGUGCGCGUGCGGACGUCGAUGCGGAGAAGUUUGCUGGAGAGUUUGGGACCAGGCCGGCGGACUGGAAGCCCGUCAUCAUUGGGAACCCGUCGGGGAGGGUGCGGAGGGUCAAUGUGCUGGAGUUGGGGAGGUGGAGUCGGUGGAGCGAGAUUAGGAGGUUGAAUGGGCUGUUGCCGGAGAAGUGA
Diplodia corticola is the source of this 3525-nucleotide messenger RNA. RefSeq names its product polyamine transport protein. Bases 1 to 3525 code for a protein of 1174 amino acids. The record is from RefSeq and is a predicted model, not a curated record. Lineage: Eukaryota; Fungi; Ascomycota; Dothideomycetes; Botryosphaeriales; Botryosphaeriaceae. The transcript has 5 exons. Gene Ontology annotation, biological process: transmembrane transport. Gene Ontology annotation, molecular function: transmembrane transporter activity.